CAAAGGCCAUGCACGCAUUGGCAGCCACAGAGAUGGCAGGCUGGGAGUAAGCAGAACCCAGCGAGGGAGCAAAAUCCCAUUUCAGGUACAAGGAGAAUGAGGGCAAGGAGUCCCACCGGGCUCACGUGGGCACUGGCAUCGCCUUUCUGCCUGGUGCAGGACGGGUACGAGCAUCCCACAGCCAGGAGCUGGGAGAGGAGGAGGAAGCAGUAGGACCAGGACUCUGGGACAGGAUGAAGAUGAUGCAGAAGCUGGAUUCUCAUAGCGUGGGAAAGAAGCAAGCUGCCGGCAUUCGACCCGGGGAUUUAUGCUGCUAAUCUGAUUAGUGUAUGAUGGACGUGUCCAGUUGGAAGGAGAUGGAGGUGGCACUAGUCAGUUUUGACAACGCUGAUCAGAUCGUGGAGGAUCCCUGUUAUUCAAACGACCUCAGCCCCGCCAGCCAGUCGCGGAAAGGCCAUCCCAGCUGCGCCAACCUCCUCUCCAACUGGAGGAUCCUCAUCAACAGUGAAAACGCCAACAAUGAGACCAUUUUCUCCAGGUUCUCUGCUGAGUUCAGUGAGCACCUGGUGGGGGAGCGGGUGGGGAUGGAGGAGGGGGACCAGCGAGUCAUCAUCAACAUUGCUGGGCUGAGGUUUGAGACACGGCUCAAGACCCUCAACCAGUUCCCAGAGACCUUGCUUGGGGACCCAGAGAAGAGGAUGCGUUACUUCGACUCCAUGAGGAAUGAAUAUUUCUUCGAUAGGAACAGGCCCAGCUUUGAUGGGAUCCUGUACUAUUACCAAUCCGGUGGGAAAAUCCGGCGUCCGGCCAAUGUCCCCAUUGAUGUCUUUGCUGAUGAGAUCAACUUCUAUGAGCUGGGUGAGGAAGCUAUGGAGAAGUUCCGGGAGGAUGAAGGGUUUAUCAAGGACCCUGAGACCCUCUUACCAACCAACGACUUUCAUAGGCAAUUCUGGCUGCUCUUUGAGUACCCUGAAAGCUCCAGUGCAGCCAGAGGUGUAGCUUUGGUCUCCGUCCUGGUCAUUGUCAUCUCCAUCAUCAUCUUCUGCAUGGAGACCUUGCCAGAGUUCAGAGAGGAAAGGGAGUAUAAGUCCCCCCAGGAGCUUUCUAGGAAUACGACGGACACCUUGCUGGCCCACAGCACCUUCACAGACCCUUUCUUCGUCAUAGAGACUGCCUGCAUCAUCUGGUUCUCCUUUGAGCUGUUCGUCCGAUUCAUUGUUUGCCCCAGCAAGACCGAGUUCUUCAAGAACAUCAUGAACAUCAUUGACAUCGUGUCCAUCAUCCCCUACUUUGUGACACUCACCACUGAGCUGAUCCAGCAGAGCGAACUCAACGGGCAGCAGAACAUGUCCUUGGCCAUCCUACGGAUCAUCCGCUUGGUGCGGGUCUUCCGGAUCUUCAAGCUGUCCCGGCACUCCAAGGGGCUGCAGAUCCUGGGGCAGACCCUCAAGGCCAGCAUGCGGGAGCUGGGUUUGCUCAUCUUCUUCCUCUCAUCGCGUCAUCCUCUUCUCCAGCGCCGGUCUAGUUUGCAGAAGUGCCAUUUCUCCAGCAUCCCUGAUGGCUUCUGGUGGGCCGUGGUCACAAUGACAACCGUUGGCUAUGGUGAUAUGUGUCCCACCACCUUGGGUGGGAAGAUUGUGGGCACUCUGUGUGCUAUUGCAGGAGUGCUGACCAUCGCGCUGCCCGUCCCCGUCAUCGUCUCGAACUUCAACUAUUUCUACCACAGGGAGACAGAGAAUGAAGAGAAGCAAAUUCUACCCGGGGAGGUGGAGAGGAUACUCAACAGUGUGGUGACGGGCAACGACAGCAUGGAGUCUCUCAAUAAGACCAAUGGGGGUUACCCUCGAGACAAGGCCAAAAAGUGAUGCUUGUUUUCCAUGGCAAAGCUGAGCGCUGUUGGGUGGGGUGGGCUGGGUAAGGCAUGCAACAUCUGCAAGCUGUGUUUUGUUGUUGUUGUUUUUUUAUUAUUAUUAUUAUUUUAAACCAAAUGCGCUGCUGCUUUUUUUUUCUUUUGUUUGUUUUUUUUUGUUUUUCUAGACAUUUUUCAAUCUCUGAUUUCCCGUGGCUGCUCAAAUAAACACCAUCUUUCUUAUCUCUCUUCCUUGCUCAUCGGUCUGCUUUUUAUUACUUGAUGCUCAUCUGUUUGGCAUUCAGCUUUCCUGACCGCAGCAUCAGUGCGCGGCUCCCCCAUGCAUGGAGAUUUUUCCCCAUUUACUUGAAAGGCAAAGAGGGGAAAACUGCAAGAAAAGCUUUGCCUGGUGCCACCCAGCUUCACAGGGCUGGUCCCAUCUCCCUGCUCUUCUCAGCCCAUUGCCCAUGCUUCCUCUGCAGAUUGGCUUCCCUGAUCUGUGCUGGUGGCACAGCAGGGUGGACAAUGAUGGAUGGGACCGAGCCAGUGGGUGCAGGGAUUUAAAGAGGGAGAGGGGUGAGGACUGACCCCAGUGGUACAGCCACCAAGGAAGGGUUGUGGCUCAGUGCCCAUGGGGGUUCUGGUGGACCAGCUGAGCUCUGAGAAGGGCAGGGGGGACUUUGAAUGCAAACAAAUGUUCAACUUGUGGUUUAUCUGGUGCGCAAAUGCCCUUUGGGACCAAUCUCUGUGACCUUGUAGCUUUUAUUGUCACUUAAGUUGCUGCAAAUGGAGCACAGAGUAAUGAGGGCUGACAUUUCCUGACAGCUUGGCUCUGCAUUGUAAAAGGCACUUCUGGUUUUCGAAAACAUGCGAAUUUCCAUGGGCAUUUUUGAAGGGAGAAACAGAAACAGAUCGUUUUGCUGCGCUCUCUAUUGCCAGCAGGUUUUCUUCCGACAAAAACAUUUUUGUUCCAACUUCUCUGCUUUGCUUGGCUUUUUUUUUUUGAUGUUUCUGCCUACAUUAAAAUCACAGCUUUUCAUGCAGUGUCUACACAUCCGCUUUUGUAUCCCACAUCUGUUCUACUCAAUGUCUCAUCUCCUAAAGGGUCGGUGUUGAUCAUUAUGCAACGUGCCAGCAUCUCUGGUUUGCAGCUUCAUUCAUAAAGGAGUGCUGGAAGAUUAUUUCUUUGUUUGUUCUCAUUCCCAGGCUGAUGUAAAACAUGAGUUGGGGCGUGCUGGGAUUUUCCCCCUAGCAGAGAUUCUGCACCCACCUAUCCAGAUUCUGCUCCCCUGCUUGGAGGGGUGGACAUCCUACAACCAGAUCUUUAUCACACUGGGUAUCUGUAGGAGGCACAGCUGGGCACAUCUGGAGAGCAGCACUUUGAGGCACCCCCAGCUCCUUUCAGGCAGUUUUAACCUCAUUUAUUUCUUACUUAAUAGCAGAAAGAGUUGAGCUUUCAAUGCUGAUAGGAAGGGUUGUCAUGUUUUUCAGGUAGAACCAUCUCCCUCUUCCUUCAAUCCAGAACAUCCAAGCAAGCCUUGGAGCAUCCUUUUGGCACUGGCUAUUUCCCUGUGCACUGAAAUACAGUUUUGGCUCCAGAGCCACGAGGUGGCACUCCAGGACAGACAUUUCUUAGGCAUAGAAGUAUGACAGCAGUCAGUGUGUGCUCCCCACUCUCAUUCGUGGUCCCUGGGGUCUUGGUCCCACCAGGGCUGCUGAUCCCUGCAGCUGUAGUUCCUGCUGCAUCAAGCUCAUAACAGUGGUAGAGCCAAGGGGCAACAGAGUGCUCUAAGCUAUGGAAAUGGAAGCAAGACUUCCUCUCUAUACAUGCACAGCUGCGUGCAGAAGCUUUGCAAUGCGGGUCUGCAGUCUGUGGGUUUGGGAUGGGGAAUUCAACUUCCCUGGAUGGAAACUGAGGUUUUCCAGUAUUGCUCAUUUGACACGACCCCAGUACAAAACCAGCUUUGGCUUCCUACAAACCUCAGCUCCCUGCAGCCCCAGUCUUGUUCUGUUGCAUCAAUGUUCUGCCACCACCACGAAGCAGCAAUUGUACAACAGCUCCUCCCUAAUUCCUGCCCUUUUAUCACCAAUAAACGUGCAGCCACCAACUCUACAUCAUCAACAUUUUAUUUGCAUGCAAGCAAGGACACCUUAGAAAACACAGCCAUGGUCUGGUUGAGUGCUG
Messenger RNA from Coturnix japonica (Japanese quail), 4034 nucleotides. RefSeq names its product potassium voltage-gated channel subfamily A member 10 (gene KCNA10). Gene Ontology annotation, molecular function: protein binding; delayed rectifier potassium channel activity. Gene Ontology annotation, cellular component: voltage-gated potassium channel complex; membrane. Gene Ontology annotation, biological process: potassium ion transmembrane transport; protein homooligomerization; action potential. The record is from RefSeq and is a predicted model, not a curated record. NCBI's taxonomy places the organism in Eukaryota, Metazoa, Chordata, Aves, Galliformes, Phasianidae.